Messenger RNA from Cinara cedri, 8845 nucleotides. The record is from the annotation of a GenBank genome assembly. Lineage: Eukaryota; Metazoa; Arthropoda; Insecta; Hemiptera; Aphididae.
AUGCAUGACUUGGCAAGCCACGAGCUUAUCCAAGCCAAUCCGAGCUCCCUCAAAAUGAUUUUAUUUAGCCGUCAAAUUAUUCAGUUCAAAAUGAUUAGUGCUCUAGAUCAGAUGCAAGCUGCUGCUUGCACAGCUGUAUAUUUUGUUAUGUUAAGCGGUGAGUAUUUAAAAGAAAAAUAAAUUAAAAAACAAACAAAUAAUGAAAGAAGAUACUGUGAUGCGUGCGAUUUAUAAAAAUCGUACUAGGUAAAUUAUAUAUUUUUUAUAUUUUUAAAUAUAAAUAGAUAAAGCACAUAUUUAUUUAUUAUCACUUUUUAUUUUUAUAAUAUAUAGACAGACGAGUUAGAGCGUUCCUAUGGCGCGUGUAGUGUACCGAGCAACCAUAUUUGGCUCAAUACCACACACCGUGGGAACCAGCCUUAAAAUAACUGUUUUUUAUUUUUGUUAGACAUAAUAAGAAAAUUAUAACGACAAUAACAAAAAAAAUUUAAAUAUAAUAUAAUAUAAAAAUAUAACAGUUAAUUAGAGAGUUGACUAGAAUAACUGGAAAACAAAUUAAAUUUAUAACUGAUAAGAGUUAAAUGUUAUACAUAACACGAUAGGCAUACUUGAUAAUUUUUCACAAGUCCAUUGAAAUAUGAAGUAAACAACUGCAGCAACCUAUUUAGUCAGUGGUAUUAAACUGGUUAAUGGUGAUAAUAGUUGACUGUAUAGACUAUUUAGAUUUCUGAAAAUCAAUAUUGAAAGUUUGAUCAAAUUCAUUUUAUUUUAUUAUUUUUUUGUGAUAACCUACCUAGUUUAAAUUUUGAUAUGCCAUGAUUCUUGAAACUAAAUGUCAUUAAUAGAUAACAAAACAAUUUUCUUUUUAAGUUCCAGAAAAAAAAAAUCAAUGAAUCACAGACUUUCCCUAAUUAAUUUUAAGUCCCCAACUUCUCCAGUUGUGUACCAUUAAUGAUCUCAUUUUUAAAAAAUUAUCAGUUAAUACCUUACAAUUUAGCAAGGUAGAAUAAUAUGGUAGAUAUAAAUAAAACUACAGAGACUAUGUAAUAAGUAAAAUUCAAAUAGAGGAAGAGUAGUAGAAUGUCAUUUGUGUAUCAAUAUUCAGUACUGCGCACAGUGUUUUACUAUUAUAAGAAAUCAUAAAUUUAUUUAAACUAAUUUUCAAUCUAUUUAUGAAUUUUUAGUAUAGAUACAUAUUUGAAACCCAAAGUUGAUAUCGCCAUAGAAUACUCUUUAAUUGUUGUGAAAACUCUAAGGAUUCGAAAAUAUUGGUUUUAACUACGCUUAAAAAUUCCAACAAUCAGAAUUUGAAUACAUUAUGCAAAAUUUAACAAAAAAAAAAAUUAGACGAGCAUACUUAGAGAAUCAGCCUGCAUAUUUUAUUAUUUGUUUUAAUUUUUCAAUAAUAAUUUGCCUAUAUACUAUAUAGUAUACACAAUGAACAAAAAUGAAAUAUUGAUAAAUGUAUCAAUAUUUCAUUUUUGUUCAUUUUAAUUUACUUAUGUAUGACAAAUCAAUUUCAGUAAAUUAGUUAUCUCAUAAAAUCCUUGUAUUCUUGAAACUUCUACUAUAUAUAUUAAUGUAUAAACAAUUAAAAUAACACUUAAUCUAGGUAAGUAUGACACACCUUCCUUCAAAAUUUGUUGCCAAAAUUCAAAUAGCCAAUGACACCUUAUGUAUUAAGCAAUCGUUUGAUGUUUAGUCAAAACGAUCUGGCAAAUAACAUAUCAUACACAGAGUCGGUCUAAUUGAAUGAAUUGCUAAACUGGGGCCACGGACUACUUUAGCUUCAUUAAUUGAACUAUGAUAAUAUAUUAUUUACUACCAAAAUAAUAUAACUGAAAUAUUGAAAUUCACACAACUACCUAUUACAACCUCAUGAGUAGGUAAAUCCAGUGUAUACAGAAAAAUAUACAACUCCUACAACUUCCGCGCCCUAAUCAUGAAUAUUUAUCAUUAAAAAAAUUGUUUAAAUUAAUUUAAAUGUAAAUGUAACCCAAAUGAUUGCAUGUAUUAUUUAAAACUUUAAAAAUAUAGUCAACAAAUAGCACCAUAAAUUAAUUAUUACUAUAACUAUAGUAACAUUAAUCUAUGAUUACGACCUUUUCUAUGUCUCCAAAUGAACUGCUGAUCUGGAGUUAAAGCAGUUGUAGUGUGGUAAAAAAAGUUUGAAUGAACUGAAACUGAACAAGGUUCAUAAUAAAUUAUGUAAGUGAGUAUUAUUAUUAAUUAUAAACUAUAUGACAUAAAAAAAGUGAUAUCACACACAUUACUCAGUGUGGGCAACAUAAUAUUGUGAUGUCAUAAUAAUACUCAUAUACAAGUGUCUGCUGAGUUCCAAGUUCCCAAAGUCCAAAAUUACAUGAUUUUUACCUCCAGUUACCUGUUGCAAAAAUAUCGUCUACUUAAAAUCGUUCACCAAAAAUGAUUAAAUUUUGUAUACGUGAAAAGUUCUACCGUAUUUAAAUGAUCUGUUAGUGUUGUGUUUAUGUUGAAAAUUGCAUGUUAAAACCCAGUUCAGUUGAGACGUCCAGGUUCGGUCGGCCUUGUUUGAAAACAGUCUCGAGUACCCAGCUGACUGCACGUCAGCACAGCAAGUCGCCAACCUAGAACCGACGUCUGAAGACCAGAGGCCUAGGAUUUUUGUUAAGGGAUAAAGGCAAAAAUGGCAUUCAUCUAAAUAAAUAAACACAUGUUUUUUUUACGGAGAAAAUAAAGAAUUGUUUUAUUGAAUCAUUUAUCAUCAAAUAGAAGUAAAGCUGAUUUGUCAGAAAAGCCCAUGAGCAUAAAAACGGUCAACUGAGAGAAAGUGAAUAAUAGGUACAAUUUUACAUAGGUAUAUAGUAUUCAUGGAAUGAUAGACAUAUAUCCGAAAAACAUAUAUUUCAGAUAUAUAUAUAUAAACUUGGGUGUUAACCAGUCACAAAACUUGUGGCCCGGAUCGAAUAUUGAUAUCAUGGGAGCGUUCAGGCCGGGAUUUAUUACUACUUAAAAAUAAUGACAAAUUCACAUCCACGUGUGUGCAAAUCAAUAUAUGUAUAUAUUGAGACUGACAUCCACGUGGAAUUUAACUGGAUAAAUGUUCAGAUAGAAUAGACUAUACACUAAGAAAUGAAUAAAUAUAUUUUUUCAUAGAUACCACUACACCAGUACAUGGAUUUCAUACUUUGUUAUCCAUGUUACUACGGAAACCUCUAGUUCAAAAAAAAAAAUGUUAUUUCUGAACUAAAAUUACUUAUAACCUGUAUUUAGGGAAUGAUAUUCAAUAGAGGGUGAAUUUUAAUAGCUAUUAACCUUCUCCGGACGAUACGGAAUAUUUUACAAAAAACUGCGUUAAAAUCAGCCAAGCUGUUCUGCGAUGACCAAAGAUAAUAGGGAUUCAUUUUUAUACAUAUAUAGAUUAUAUUUAUAAUCAAAUUAUAUUUAAAAUACAUAUAAAUAAAUAUAUAUUAACUGGGGCGUCAACCAGUCUUAAAAAUUAUCGUCCAGACGCAGGUAGUGAUAUAACGGGGAGCGUGCAGACCGGGACUCAUUAAUAGUUAUUGAUAAUGACGAUUUCACAUCCACAUGUGUGCAGAUCGACAUGUGUAUAUAUUGAGACUGACAGCCACGUGGAAUUUUCGUGGACACAGUAUAUACUUGGGACACCCCAGCAGGAAUGUGAGGUUUGCUAGGUCACAUAUAUUAUAACCGGAAAGGGUAGCUGAACACUCUAAUUCCAAGUUGAUUAGUCCGUGGUUGUGGUAGCCCAACGGGUUAACCUACGGAUCGCGAGAUUCUUUUUUUUAGAUAUGCACAUACACGUGGUUGCGAAGCUUAGUGCUUAGAGAAAGUGAAUAAUAGGUACAAUUUUACACAGAUAUAUAGUAUUCAUAGAAUGAUAGACAUAUAUCCGAAAAACAUAUAUUUCAGAUAUAUAUAUAUAUAUAAACUGGGGUGUCAACCAGUCCCAAAACUUGUUGCCCGGACCGAAUAUUGAUAUCAUGGGAGCGUUCGGUCCGGGAUUUAUUACUACUUGUUAAUAAUGACAAAUUCACAUCCACGUGUGUGCAGAUCAAUAUAUGUAUAUAUUGAGAAAUCGAUUUGGAAUCGAUUCGGUUUGGAAAUCGAUCGAUAAUAUUACUCUUUUUUUUUUUAGAUACACACAUAACACGUGGUUGCGAAGCUUAGUGCUUAAAGGGAAUAAAAAAAAAAUGCAAGGGGGGGAUUGGCCUAUUGCGCAUAGGAUGUGGAACGCGAGGAUUAUUACAAUGAGACACGACGCACAAACCUAAUAGACGUUGGUUGAUCUCACUAGAUAUAACAGAAGAAUUUAACAUAAAAUAUUAUAUCGUACACGAAUUUAACAUACGAGAGAAAGAAAAAAGGAAAAAAAAACAUUUUAGACAAAAUAUUCUCAACCAACUUAAAACUAAAUAACUAACGGGGUAUGGGCCAAUUAUUAAAUUACAUGUAUAUUACCAGUCAACUCGCCCGAAGAUGUCCGCCCAGUGGUCCAGAUCGGGACUCCAUCGGUUCGUUUGAGGUACCAUCAGGAAACGUGCCAAGGUAUACGACCUUUCUUAAUGGCAAAAUAUGCGAACCCGUACAGUACGGAAGUGUUUUAGCAAAAGAACUGUAUCAAAAGACCGUCCGGUGACAAAAUCUAGACACGAAGAAGGAACGAACAAAACAAAAAUAAUUAGGAAGCGGAGCGCAAAGACAUUCGUGAUACGCGUUGCCACGGGCCGACGUUUUUGGCGAUAAGGGGAAACAUGAUCUGAUUGGCCGUUAACCGGUAGUCAGGAAUAUAACAUUAUUGUAAAUUGCGAAAGAUUGCAAUCGCAUAGACCUUAUCGCGGGGAAGAUUAUUAUUCAUGAUGACAUGACAUAUCCGUCGACGCGGGCGUAAUCUAUUAACUAGUCGACUAUAUUGAUUGUAGGUAUGCUUGUCUUUCGAUAACAGAAAACGGUCGAUGUAGCAAACUGGAAGUCAAGCUGUAGGUAUUGUAAUUUACCUUUCUUUUAGUUUCAUUAAGUUCUCGGUCAUAGCCGAUGGACAGCUUUUACGUUCGUUCAAUUAUGUAGGUAAUUAUGUAACAUUACAGCAAACAAAAAAAUUAAAUCGGGAAUAAUAGUUAUGCCCUUUUCGUUUGUGUAUAUGAGCGAAAAGUAAUAAUUAUUUUCACAAAAGUACAAAUAGGUAAUUUUUUUAUAAUAUAUUAUACAACUUCUAACAAUCGUAAUACAAAUAUUAAUUAGUAAAAUAAAAAAGUAAAUACAAAAUCAUUAAAGUGGUUAAUACUCGUAAACAAAUGUAUAAAUACAAAUUUAUAUAUAAAAAUAAAAAAUAAAUGAUUCAAUGCGUUGCCUGGAGUAUUAUGAUAAGUGUAUUAUACGAUCAGUUUCAAAUUCAAAAUUCAUUAUUAGGUAUAUCACAGUCUAAUGUUAAAACGCGACUAGUCACAAUAGUAUUUUUAAAUUUUAUUUCAGAAAUAUGUUCUUUAUAUCUUAUUUUAAAAUUUCUAUUUGUCUUGCCUACAUACAAUUUAUUACAGUUACAUUUAAGUUUAUAUAUACCAGAAUUUUCAAAAGAAGGGGGAUUUUUUUGUGAAGUUUUUAGUUCUAUUGUUUAUAUGUUUGAUUAAAUUAUUAUUAGUCUUAAAAGCGAUUUUUACAUUAUUUAUAUUAUUGUUUAAUGUUUGAUAUGUAUUGAAUUUAUUACCUUAAUUUAAUAAAUUGUUUUCAACUUUAUUUAAAAUUAUGGAUGUUAAAUUAGUAACUCUUGGUUGAAAAGAAUGUUGGGUUUUAAGUUGUAAUUUCUGUGUAUUUUGUGCUACUAAAAUAUUAAUUCUAUUAUUAACCCUAUGCAAUUUCUCAUUUUUCGUAUAUAGAAAUUUUUGUUGUAUGUAAUUUUUAAAGUGUGAAAUUUGUAUGUGGUUUAAAUUUUGGAAUAAAAUUGUUUCUAAAUUAUUAAUCUCUUCUACUAUUUAUAGGUUUUUUGCUAAAUAAAUAUUUUAUUUGAGAGUUCAACCAUAUUGUCUCUGCUCCAUUCUUGCCUUUGAUUGCAGCUUCAGACGUAUAUUUGAUAUGUAUGUUGAUGUAUUUUAAAACAACUUUCAAUUUCUUACAAGUUUUAUUGAAGUAGAUAUUCAUAUUGGUAUUCAUUAAUUUCAUGUUUAAAUAUUCAAUUCUGUUCAUUAACCGAGUUGGAACAUUGGCUUGGCCUGCCAUAACAUAUAAUAAAAUAAUAAUAAAAAAAAAAACAAAAUUAUUAAAGUGAUUAAUACUCGUAAAUAAAUUUAUAAAUGUUUCAGAUACAACUAGAAGUAGGACAGAGAAAACUAAUGACAAAAUUGGAUAAUGUCUAAUCAAUUUAAGUGUUUUGUUUAAAGAAUCAAAGUGGAAGUUAAACAGAACGUUUUAAAGAUGUUACAGGGAGCAUAUAUUAAAGGAAAAUAAUCGCCUAGAUCAACCUUACACAAGAGCACAGAGAGUAUUAGCAAAUAUGUCAGUAGUGAAAUGAACAACGCACCGUUAAAUGACCCAAACUUUUGUCUCGAAAUAGCUAUUCACAGGAGCAAUUUGUAAAAAACUACGAACUAUAAAUAUGUUAGAUAGACGAGAAAAAAUAGAUUUUAUAAUAAUAAUAUAUCUAGACGAAUAAGUAAAAAUUAAAAUUCAACUAGGUAUGGACCGAGCAAAGGCAUUGAUGGAAAAUUUAAGAUUCUGUUAGGGAAGGGCCUCAUAGGGAACAGAUAGAUGAUAAUAAAUUAACAGUAGAAUGAAUAAAAAAGCCUGCAGAAGGACAUCAAAUCCUUAUUCGCAAGAUAAAUUGCUAAGAGUAUUAUGUCCCAUAUUAUGCUUCAUAUAUGAACUAAUAAGAGUAAAUGAGGAAACCUAUUUUAAGUGUGAGAAUUUAGCAAAGGACCUCCAGUUGAGAGAUGAGGGAGUAUUUUUAACAUCCAAUUAAUCUCACUUAUCAAGAAAAUCAUUGCUUUUAUUGGUUAAAAAAUAUAUAUAUAUAUAAAUUCAGUGUGGAAUUUUAAAUACCUAAUAAUCAUUUUAUUCAUUAUAUUAUAUUAAACUAGGUGUUCUGGCCACACUUUGCUGCGGCUCUGAUAAUACUAAAGUAAAUAUUAUAUUGUUGAUACCUACCUAAAUUUAAUGAAACAGUAUUUUCUACUGAAGAAAUCAUACAAGAAGUCACACAUAAAAAUUUUAGAAGACUACUAAAAGCUGCAGUCCCAAAUAUCAUAGUAACUAGAAUGAAGAACGUCAGUUAAUCGCUAUCAAUUUUUAACAAUUUUUAAUAUUUUUAACAAGCAAACUACCUAUAUAAUUAAAAUUUGUUUAAUUAUAUUUUAGGCAAAAGAAACAUUUCCUGAAGUUACUCAUGCUUCCCAGAAAAGCACUUUAGCUGAUCCUUUUGAUGUAAAAAGAAUUAUUGUGAAGGUAAUAUUUUAUUGGUUCAAUAAUAUAAUAAUAUAUAUAUAUAUAUAUAUCUAUAUCUAUAUUCCAAUAACUAAAUAAUUGUCAAAAAUGUAAAAAUUAAUUUUAACUUUUAAAUCUUAGUAUUAAUUAUAUAAUAUUAAAUCCAUUCCUAUAUAGUUAUUAGAAUUGAUUUAUUCAGUUUUAAAAAUGUUUCAACGUCCAAAAACGACUAUUUUCUGUUACAGGACAAACAUACCUGCAAUCGAUAUGGUCGACCAGUUAAUAGAUUAUGCCCGUGUAGAUGGAUAUGUUAUGUCAUUGUGAGCAAUAAUCCUCUCCCCCCGCGCAAUGGUUUAUGCGAUCGCAACCUUUCGCAAUUGGGAUUUGCAGAUAAGCCGACGCUACCUGGUGGCGGAUUUUUUUAAUUAAUAAAAGUAGGACUGAUAAUAAAUCGUUGAAUGCGAUCAUAGACAAGUGAGAUUUAUUUAAAAUAAAUAUUAUUUUUUUUUUUUAAAUUGAGUAGGUAGUCAAGUGAUUAACUUAUAAAAUUGUAAUUUACAUUUUGUUUUAAAUUAAUUAAAUUAAAAAUCAAUAAUCGAACAAAAAGCAAUGUGUACUGCAAUGUAUUUGGCUGCAAAACAUUUUAUACCGAUGACAAAACUAUAAGCUUCCACUGGUUUCCAAAAAAAGAUGGAGUUGCACCAUGGGCAAACAAAACUGGAAAUGUAGAAAAUAUUAAUAAAAGACGAGCUUAGGCAAUAAAUCUAAAAAUGGAUAAACAAACAUUAAAAAAAGAUUGAGAAUUUGUUCCAAGCAUUUUACUGACUACUGUUUUUUUCCACUUAUCCCAAGUAUAUUUUCACAAUAUAAUAAUUCAACUAUAGGUACAUUUUCCAUAAAAAUGUAAAGUAUUUUUUGUAAGAAAUGAAUGAACUAUACUGAAGUAGUUUUUAAUUCAACAUUGCAGUGUUAGGGUCUUAUCUAAAUUAUAAGUUUUAAUUUAUGUUAUUAAGAUUUGCAAAAAAUAACCAGGAGACUAAAAAAAAUGCCAUACCAACUCAGAACCAAAAUCUAUUGUUUAUCAGCCUUCACUAAAAAAAAAAUAUCCCAAAGAUGUAUUAGAAAUCAUAAUUUAAUGGCUAAGCAAAAUUGUGAGGUAAUUCAUUUUUAACUUCAAUAUUUAUAAAUUUUAAAAUACUUUUAAUUAACUUGGUUUAAUAUUUAAUAGCAUGUGAAGAGUUCGGAUUUUUCUUUUGUACAAGAAAAUUUAAUACAUGAAUAUGAUACAGUUCCAACACAAUCAGUUGAUAAAAGUGACAUUCCAAUAAACAAAGAAUUCCAUAUUCUUAGUAUUAUGGAUGAUAUUGGACAGAAAUCUAAAACUAGAGAUUUUACAGUUCAAGUGUCUACAGGCGAUAUUGCAAAUCCUUAG